Molecule: messenger RNA, 798 nt
Organism: Schistosoma haematobium
Lineage: Eukaryota; Metazoa; Platyhelminthes; Trematoda; Strigeidida; Schistosomatidae
Exons: 1
Coding region: 1-798 (265 amino acids)
Source: RefSeq, a predicted model, not a curated record
AUGCACAGGGGGGUUAGACAGGGUAGUAAAGAAGGUCCAGCCAUCUUCAACCUAGUCUUUCAAAGUAUUUUAAAACAUACAAUAGAUAAAACCUUAAAAAGAAUCACCCUAAAAGAUCAGCAUAAUAGGAAUUGGACAAUUAAACACUUAGAAUAUGCUGAUGACUUAUGUCUCAUCACCAAUACCACGGAAGAGGCUACCAAAGCCUUAAACCAUUUACAAAAAUACUUAACUAACAUUGGUAUGGAGAUAUCAAUCUCCAAAACCAAAGUCAUGAUUAUAAAUAAAAAGGACAACAUAGCAGCUGUCAAAAUAGACAAUAAGGAGAUAGAGGAAGUAGAAACCUUCCACUAUCUUGGCUCCACCAUAAAUAACAAAGGAACCCCCGACAGCGCUAUAGCUCAUAACAUAGAAAAGGCUAAAUCUGCAGUAAUCAAAAUUAGACCAAUACUUAAAUGUAAAGAACUCAGCCUUGGUACUAAAAUCAAACUGGUGGAUUCUUCAAUAAUCCCCAUUCUCACAUAUGGACUAGAAUCCAUAGUACUAAGGAAACAAGACUGGACUAGAAUAGAAACGGUUCUAAAUACAAUACGGCGAAUGAUCUUAGGCAUAAACGAUAGAAAACGACUUAAUGUACAACAACUUAAACUAAAAGUAAACUUACCCAAUUUAGCUAAUAAAAUCAUGCAAAAUAGAUUAAACUUAUGGUAUACGGCACAUAAAAGACCAAAUAACCUAAUGGUGAGGUCUUUAAAUAGUGAAUUCGAUAACCCAUGCAAUAAUAGGAAGGCAUACUAA